Messenger RNA from Plasmodium inui San Antonio 1, 771 nucleotides. RefSeq lists its product as hypothetical. The record is from RefSeq and is a predicted model, not a curated record. The transcript has 3 exons. The coding region runs from base 1 to 771 and encodes 256 amino acids. NCBI's taxonomy places the organism in Eukaryota, Apicomplexa, Aconoidasida, Haemosporida, Plasmodiidae.
AUGACUCCUUCAGACGAAAAUACAGCAAGACAAAGCCAAAAGGAUACGAUCACAGAAAUGAAAAUUCCCGAGAAUGCUGAAUGCAACACCAAUGAGAAGAUCCAGAACAGCACUGAGGGACCUAAACUAGACAACAGGACAGAGAAAAAUAACGUAAUGAAGAGGGAGUUGUCGCAGGAGUCAGACCUGGAGGAGAGGCAAAACACUAUCCAAGGCCAAGUGAAGCCAGGAGUCCAACAACUUAAGGGAAAGAGGUCCCAGCAGGACAGCCAGGGAAACCGAGCCACGUGCAUGUCAGGCAAAGCAAUCACGAGCAGGGGGCAAGCCAACAGUCAACAAAUCAUAAAUGCCCCCUCGAAGACUAAGGCUCCUCAGGGGGGAAGAAUAAGCCCCAAAGAUGAGGAGAGGAGAAUAACUCGAACUCUCAGUGAUGCUUCAGAAAUUGACCCGGAGUCUUGGGGGCACAAAUGGAGGCCAAAAGGGACCCCCCAGGGGAAAAAGGGGAAGAGGAUGACAGAUGGGAACGGCAAGGGAGAGAGACCUAAGAAAUCCGGGAAGGCGGAGGGUCAGAAGAUUCGGACACGGAAGACAGCAGGGAAGGGGAGGAUUCCCAACAGGCAGAAGACGGGAGGCAAGAUUAAGUGGGGAGGGACUGAAAAGCAAAGCUCAAGGGAUCCGAGCCGAAUCAGGAGGGACCCCGACUCAGCAAUGGAAAGGACGUCUGAGACAGUCACCCACAGGCAACAGUCGAGAAUCCUGUUAUGGAUGUAG